AUGGCUUUAAUCUCAAACCAUGAGGGAUCUUCAAAGAAAGUGCGAAAAUUUCUCAACAAGGAGGAUAGGAUCAGCAGCUUGCCAGACUCCCUUCUUGUUCACAUUCUCUCUUUCCUACCAACAAAAUAUGCGGUCGGAACCAAUAAUAGUCCUUCCAACUUCAUGAACUUUGUUGACCGAGUACUUCUCCAUCAUGAUUUGUCCUUUAUUCAGAAGUUCCGAUUGAAUUUCCAAAAUUAUAAUGUUGAUGAUUUCUCCAAAAUACAUACAUGGACAAGUAUAGCCAUAAAACGUGGUGUUCAAGAACUUGAUAUACAGAUCUCGAAUUGCCCAUCCGUACAACGUAGCUUCCCUUUAAGUCUCUUCACUUGUCCAACAUUGGUAGUCCUAAAACUGGGAAGUUUUAUAGGUUUCAGUGUUCCUUGCUCGACCCAUUUUAAAAGUCUCAAGGUCCUCCAUCUUUCUGUCUGGUUUUUUGGUGAUGAAGUAAUGGAAAAUCUUUUCUGUAACUACCCUGUUCUUGAGGAACUGUUUAUCGAAGCAGCUUUAGAUUUGAGGGGAUUCUGGGGAGGUGAUGAUGAAGAUGAUGAGCGAGAAAUUGUGGUCACUGCACCAAAUCUUGAGGAUCUUACUCUCCAAGAUGAUUUCUUGUCUUUCUAUGAGCUAAACGACCUAAUCUCGUUGGUUAAAGCAGAUGUUAACAUUGGAGAGUGCUGCACAAAAUCUAUGGUAAUCAAAGAGCGUGCUAAUUCGGUGUUUGAGGUUCUGGAAGAGAUUUCUACUGUCAAAUAUCUAUCUUUAGGCGCUCGUACCAUGGGGGUUCUUGACCAUGCUGAUGAUGAUGAUAAUCUGCCAUUGUUCCCGAAUUUGAUUCGUUUGGAGCUGCACGUUAACAAAUGCUAUGGCUGGAAUCAUCUACUAGACUUGCUCAAUAGCAUGCCUAACCUGCAAUGUCUUGUUUUGGAGAAAUCAAAGGAAUGUGGACGUCCUGAAGAUGAUGCUUACGAGAAUUUCAAUUUUGUUGAACAACAAGUGGUGCAUCUUUGUCUGGUGAUGCACCUUCAAGACGUUAAAAUUAAUGGAUUUCGGGGGCUGAGUGGUGAGCUGAGGCUGAUUGAGUAUUUCUUGAGAAAUUCCAAAGUACUGCAUAAGAUGGAAAUUGAAAAUUUUAAUUCGGAAGAAAAGCAAGAGAGAGAGUUUCUCGACAAACUGCAAAUGCUUCCGAGGGGUUUAAUAACAUGUCAAAUUUUAAUCACCCGGAAGGAAAAUUUUGCUCCAGCCUCGACACAAAAGUGA
Messenger RNA from Cornus florida, 1296 nucleotides. Its product is annotated as F-box/FBD/LRR-repeat protein At1g78750-like. The transcript is spliced from 5 exons. Gene Ontology annotation, molecular function: protein binding. The record is from RefSeq and is a predicted model, not a curated record. The coding region runs from base 1 to 1296 and encodes 431 amino acids. NCBI's taxonomy places the organism in Eukaryota, Viridiplantae, Streptophyta, Magnoliopsida, Cornales, Cornaceae.